Messenger RNA from Pelagomonas calceolata, 2055 nucleotides. NCBI's taxonomy places the organism in Eukaryota, Pelagophyceae, Pelagomonadales, Pelagomonadaceae. The record is from the annotation of a GenBank genome assembly.
CUAGCAAACGAGCACACACAGUGCUCAGCUUCACGCAAGAUCACGCCAAUAUUCUGCACCUCGCAGCGCGUUGGGGCAUCGAUUCCUGAAGCGCUGCGCCUGCUGCAGCAUCUCGCGCCAUCGCUGCGGCACUUUGAGGCCUUUGACCACAUUGCUCUCACUGCUCUCUGAAAGCCUGCGGCGCUGUUCAUCGUCGCGCGUGGCUGGAACGCCAGCAAACGCCAUGUCUGACGCCAUAACAAACGAUCCAGAACUGGAAAGGAAGGGCUGCGCGGCAGCCGCGGAGUACGCGCAGAUCCACUGGGCGAAGCUGCAGCGCCUCGUCAACGACGACGCCGUGCCCGCGGAAUCGAUCGAGCUGCACGGCAACGACCGGCGGCUCUACGCCUGCUUCCGCGCGUCGAUCUCGGAGGACGUCGCGGUGCUGCGCGCCGAGCAGCUGAAAACGCGGAUCUGGCGCGAUCUGCUCACGUGCAUGGAUGGUCGCGUUAAAGAUCACAACUUUAUGACGCUGUUACGGCCCGACGCGGCGCUGAGCUACGACGACCAGCGCGAGAACCUCUUCGUCGUGCCGCGGGCGCAGUUUCUGAUGAUCGAGCUCGCUCGUCAACGGGAGGGCUGCUACGACGGCGCAUGGCGGGCGAAGCGACGCGCGUGCGCAAUGCCGGCGUCAGCACCGCUCCGCCUCACGCGGACUACGCGCUACAGCGUGCUGGAAUGCGCCGCGAGCACGGCCAGAAUUGUGGGCGUGGACGCAUCGUCGAGCGCGGCCGACGCUAGCGCGACGAGCGCGACGGCUGAAGGAGCCGAGGAAGAGUCGGACAACGCGCGCGCCGCAAGACUGGGCAAGCAGCUCGCAGAGUGCGUCCCGUGCGCCGAGGCGGCACGUAGGCUGCCCUGUCCGCGGACGGCGGCGCGGCGGCCGCGCGAUGGCGCCCCCGUCGUCAUCGACGGCGCGCUGGAUCAAGCGGCGUGCGCCGAGGCCUGCGCGGCCGCACUGGCCUUCUUCGACGGCGCGGGGGACCGUAGAAUUGCCGAGCAACAAUUGCAUCGCGGCGACGACGUGGCCUUUGUCCCUCUAUUUGGUGAGGACGAGGGCUCGCCGCUGCGACAGGCGCUGGGGCCCGCGCGCCGCCUCCUCGCGCGCGCCGCCGCCGACAUCGGCGAUGCGGAUUUGUUAGUCCCGGAGGUAGCCCAGCUAGCGUUGUACGACGGGUGCAAGCGCAAUUUAAAACCAGGGUACGUCGCGCACCGUGACAACGCGUCCACACCUGGUGCUGCUGGCGAGAACUACCGCGAAGUGACGUUGCUCCUCUAUCUGAACGGCGCGCCACCGGGCGCUAGCGGCGGCGAGCUCCGUUCGUACGUCGGCGCGGAGCCCUCGGAUCUCGAUGGCGCCACCGCCCUGCGCGUCGACGACAUCCAGCCUCGCGCGGGUCGCCUCGUCCUCUUCGAGUCGCGCACGCUGUUGCACGCUGUGCGGCCCGUCGGGCUCUGGCGCCGCGUCGCGCUGUCGCUCUGGUGCCUCAAGCGGAUUCCGAACGAUAGACUCUCGCCACUUACGGAUAUCUUGGGCGCCGAUGCUUUCCAGUACUUGGAUGCGAUAAGUCUGGCCCGGCUUGCAGCGUGCGCGCGCGUGUUCGGGAAGAAGAAGGACGGGCGCUCGCUCUGCGACGCAGCAGCGCGGCAGCAACUUAGCGCCCUCCGCGAAGAAUUCUUGACGGGAGUCAAGAGCAUCGACGGUAUGGACUGGCUUCUAUACCGACAAAUUCCCUCCUGGAUCUACUGCUUGUACGAUUGGGAAGAGUCGAGUGCUGCGUUAGGAAGAUGGGGCCCCGUCGACAUGUUCGGGGACCGUGGAUGGACAUUCCGUCGAAAAGAGAAGGAACGCGAAAAGAGGAAGAGGGCCGUGGACGAGAUCCGACAUCAGAUACAUAUCAAAGGCUCCCGGGCCCAGGAGUAUGUCGACGAUUUUCUCGCUGAGCUACUCCGGGACGCGCGCGAGGAGGACUAAUGUGUUGUUUGACUUAAUACAUCGAGCGAAAAACGAACGAA